Molecule: messenger RNA, 3507 nt
Organism: Cetraspora pellucida
Lineage: Eukaryota; Fungi; Glomeromycota; Glomeromycetes; Diversisporales; Gigasporaceae
Source: the annotation of a GenBank genome assembly
AUGCCGGACGCCAGUCAUUCAGAUUCCAAUCUUGUGCAAACUACGUUUAAAUGGCCGCACUGGGGCUCAAAUGUGCAGGUAGCCGGAAGUUUUGACUCCCCUUAUUCACCAUGGAGUCCAAUUCAGAUGACCAAAUUGGAAGGUUCAUCCGAAUUUAUUGUUACUCUUGAUUUAAAGCCAAACAUAACUUAUUGCUAUAAAUUUGUUGUUGAUGGGCAAUGGGUUUUGAAUCAAGAUAUACCAAGCUAUCCUGAUUCUAGCGGGAAUCACAAUCACGUGAUUGUAGUGGAACCACUGCCUCCGGAUAAUGACGGCGAUGACAAAAAGAAUAAUAUCGAUGUAAUUAAUGAAAAAAUCCCAGAACAAGAUGUGGAUCAAAAAACUAUUAAUGGACUCAAAGAGGAAGUUAAAGAUGAAGUUCAGACCGGUGAAGAAAUAAAUGAGCCACAUGAUGUUACAGUCGAAACUAUAACAGACGAUGCUACAGUCGAAACUAUAACAGACGAUGCUACAGUCGAAACUAUAACAGACGAUUCUACAGUCGAAACUAUAACAGAUGAUGCUACAGUUGAAACUAUAACAGACGAUGCUACAGUUGAAACUAUAACAGACGAUGCUACAGUCGAAACUAUAACAGACGAUGCUACAGUCGAAACUAUAACAGAUGAUGCUACAGUUGAAACUAUAACAAAUGAUGCUACAGUCGAAACUAUAACAGAUGAUGUUACAGUCGAAACUAUAACAGAUGUUGCUACAGUUGAAACUAUAACGGAUAAUGUUACAGUCACCCCACACAACGAAGAGAUACCAGUAAAUAAUGCUAUAAUUGAAAAGGAGUCUAUUGAAGAAUCUCCAGAGAAUAUUACUGGAAAGGAUGAUCAUGAGCUUAGCGAUGAAUUUAUAGAAAAGACAAAUACUUACACAACCGGCGAAGAAACCGUCAACUUGUCACAUGAUGAACACGUUGAGAAUAGUUCUGACAAUGCGAAGGAAGAACAAAGUGAGGAGAUUUAUACCUCUAAAGAAAUCAUCCCUGAUUAUAUGCCUGCAAUUAAAACCAUUGAGGACAUUGAAAAUUUUACUACAGAACUUUGUGAUAUCGUCCCUGAAGAGGUCACAAAAGAUAUAGAGGCUGAUACUAUUGUGGCCAUGACCUUAUCGGAAACUCAAGGUGAAGUUGAGCCGAUUGAUGCUUCAAUAAACCACAUUGACAAUAAUGAGACUGGAAAUCCGCCUAAAGUGUUUGUUAUAGAUGCCUCAGAUAAAAUUGAACCAUUAAUUAAAGAACAAACCAAACAAGAUGAUAAUAUUAUUAUUGAAAAUCAAGAAAUAUUACAUGAACAAAAAAUGAAAAUGUUUGAAAAAGUUAAAGACACGGUUCAAAAUAUCACUAUUCAAACUAAUGACACACUUUUGUCAUCAACUGGAGAAAUCAAUCAUGAGAACGAACAAAUUCACGAAAUUAUUAACACUAAAGCGGAAGAAAUUACCCAGGAUACCCUCAAAAUUCAGCCAACCUCUGAAGAGGUCGUUAUCCAAGAGAACAAUACACCUUCUGUAAUUGCAAACCAAUGUAGAGAAAUUGCUCAAGAUGCAAGCAAAGAUAGACAAGUGAAAGAAUUAGAAAGUGAAAUCAUGAUUAAGGACAAUUCCAGCGAAAUACUUGUCAAUGAUUCGUUUUCUACUAUGUCCCUCAAGGACGAGGAUCAUGACACUAUUGAUAAAUCUCAAAGUGAAUCUCAAGAACAUAGUACCUUUACCUCUGAUUUAGUAGGUGAUCAUACUGAAAUUUCUGUCAAUUUGGUGAAUCAUAAAGAUGUUGAAAAAACUUCUGAAGAAACUAUCGAAAAUAAUUACGAGAAAAGCUUCAAAGAAACCAUCGGCGAGACUGUUGAAAAAACUUCUGAAGAAAUGAUUGAGAAAAGCUUCAAAGAAACCGUCGGCGAGACUGUUGAAAAAACUUCUGAAGAAAUGAUUGAGAAAAGCUUCAAAGAAACCAUCAGCGAGACUGUUGAAACAGCUACCUCACAUGAAAUUCCUCAAACAAAAUCCUUCCAACAUGAAGAACAAAUCGAAACUGCUGACACUAAAACGAUAAAAGAAAGUAUUGUUAAAGAAACUUUACAAGUAUCAGUAGAGGAUAAUGUUGAACCGACACCAACCAUUGAAAUUCCUCGUAUAGAGUCAUCUCAACAUGAACAAAAGUUAACUGAACAAAUUAAGGCCGCUGAUACUGAAAUAAUCGAAGAAAGUGUUAUUAAAGAAACAAGUGAGGAAAUCAAUACAGUUAACGUUGUACAUACUGAGCAAAAGUUAAUCGAAGAACAUGCUACCAACAUUAAAAAGACAGAAGAAAGUGUUACUGAAUUAUCUUCCGCUACUGAUGCUGAUGUUCCUUAUACUGAACCCUCCCAACACGAGCGAGAGUUAAUUGAAACGACAGAGGAAACAACAGAAAAGAUUCCUGAUGAAAACGUCGUUGAGCGUGAACUUCAAGCCACCGAAUUAACACCAUCUUUAGAGCCAAUUAAUAAGGUUCUCGAGACUGAAAACUCCGUAACAGAACAGGAUGAAAUAUUGACAAACGCGCAUGACCAAAUCGAUAUUCCUAAUUUCUCUUUAUCCGAUACAUGGUCAGGUAGCCCAAGUAUUGUGAAAGAACCUUCUGAGGUUACCGUUUUCGAAGUUUCAUCUUUCGAUAAACACAUAAGAGAGAUUGAGAAAGAGACCCCUGAAGAAUCGUCUAAUUUUAAAACUUUAGUUGAGUCAAAUAAUGAGAUUUUAGUUGAGCCAACUAAUGAACAAACCAGUAAAACUGAGGAUCCUAUUGAAAUGACGGAAACUAUCAACGAUAAUGUUGAUAAAAUCUAUGAAAUUACAUCUUCUCACGUAACUAACGAGGCAAUACUAUCAAUAGUCGAAAAAGCUUCUCACAUAGAUGACGUGUCAGGAUCAGCAAUAAAGGAUGUCUCUAAUGGGUCAUCGAAACUUGACUCAAAUAUCAUUCCUGUAGAGAUAAAACCAAAUAAGAAUUUUACUUCAGAAAAAAGCAUUAUCGAAACGCCAAAUAAUUUAGAAAAGUCGGAGAGUGGACAUCCUGUAAUCGACACUCUAUCGUCCGGGGCGCCUGAGAGUAGUGUAACAGCUAACUUAAAUUUAUUCUCCUCUGGUGUUUCUACAACUGCAACAAUCUAUAAUUCAUCAAAGGAGGUCGGGACAUAUACGACUAUCGAAGAUCAAAAAACAGAAGAAAUCCUAAAAGAACCACGAACAAUCUCAAAUACAACCAAUAAUUCACGAAAGAACAGGUCAUUAACAUCUGGUGAAUCAACACGGGAGAUAACACAAGAACCUGUUAUUACAUCGAAAUCAAAAUUAAUCGGCAAAGGUAACGAAGAGCAAAUCACGGUUUCAACCUCCCGAGAUGUCGUUUUAACAAGGAACAAUAAAAAGCACUUGGUACAAUCCAAUAAAUGUGAAAAGGUUGAAGAAGAAACUGAAAGUUGA